Messenger RNA from Bursaphelenchus okinawaensis, 342 nucleotides. NCBI's taxonomy places the organism in Eukaryota, Metazoa, Nematoda, Chromadorea, Rhabditida, Aphelenchoididae. The record is from the annotation of a GenBank genome assembly.
AUGGUUAAGUUGGGUAAAGUAGAUUAGAGUAGGCCAGGGUUGGGUAAGGUAGGGUAAGGUAGAGUAGAGCAAGUAAAAAAAAGGAAGGUAAGACAACAGAGUGUGAAAGAGUAUUAUCGAAUAAGCACUACUAUCAAAUUUCAGAAAGAACUCCGUCGAAACUACGCCGACUUCACCACAAAACUCACUCAAAUUGUCAUGGGCCCAGUGUCGGCGGCCGAACUCACCCAAAAGUGCCAAAUGAACCCACGUACGGAUAAAACCCUACCAGUCAAUCUUCACACGUUCACUGCUCAAGCGAUCUCACUGAUCGGCGACGAAGGUCCCGUCAGUCUAGUUUAA